Molecule: messenger RNA, 841 nt
Organism: Truncatella angustata
Lineage: Eukaryota; Fungi; Ascomycota; Sordariomycetes; Amphisphaeriales; Sporocadaceae
Exons: 1
Coding region: 237-419 (60 amino acids)
Source: RefSeq, a predicted model, not a curated record
CAUAGGGAGAGAGAGAAACUAUCGUCUGCACACUGGAACUCUAAUCAGGCAUGCACCUAGAAAUGCGAAACUUCGGAGUUAAAGGAGACAGAUAUCUUCAAUAACGCGUUGAACGUGAUGGACGAUCAUUCAACUGUUUCUGAUCCGCUUCGCUCACACCAUGGGCAACGCUUUUACCAGUUAUCUUUCGUUCCAGCCGCGCCUCUCACGGAGAGAAACCGUCCUGACCAAACAGGAUGAGUGAGUGGAAUCGUACUCCCUUGUCCUUCCACGUCUCUGACACGUGCAUUCGGCUAUCGCAGAUAUUCCUCGUGAUGGAUGGCUAUGAUGGUGUGGGCUUUGAACUAUGCAAAAUUCUCUAUGACCACAACAUGACUAUUUUCAUCGCAGGCCGCUCUGCAUCCAAUGCCCGAAUGUGACGUAGAAAGGUCAAUCUGCACCCAUGUUAUGAUAACCUGUCAAGUCAUGAUAAUUCCGUAUAGUACUACUCGGUUUUCCGUUGAACCUAUAAUUAGUAAAGCAAAAGGAUUGGCGGGAGACAAGUCGCUAUCGACCUAGCUUUUGAAUAGUCUCUCUAGCAUGUUCUUCACACACACAAAUUUCUGGUAAGACGCUCUUAUACAUAUCAAAAGUCAAAUGGUCUUAUGAAUGAUAUCCACGCCAUUGUGUUGGCCCAUAACGCUGUCCACUAAAUCCGCAUUCGGGCUCAUCCCAGACUUGUGAAGCACGUUGAGCUCUUUGAAGAACUUGGGAGCAAGGAUGACCGUGUCGCCCUGUAACGUUUGGAUUAUAUAGUUCACAUUUUUGGACUUUGGGUGAUAGAGAACGACCAGCAGAACGC